Molecule: messenger RNA, 1818 nt
Organism: Cucurbita moschata (crookneck pumpkin)
Lineage: Eukaryota; Viridiplantae; Streptophyta; Magnoliopsida; Cucurbitales; Cucurbitaceae
Product: protein CHUP1, chloroplastic
Exons: 5
Coding region: 83-1282 (399 amino acids)
Biological process (GO): chloroplast organization
Cellular component (GO): chloroplast outer membrane
Source: RefSeq, a predicted model, not a curated record
CCAAAAGGGGAAGCAAAUUAUUGUUGGUUGGUUGGCUUCUCCUUCAGCCCAUUUCAGAGAAAGACCACAAAAUCAGAGUAGAAUGCCAAUGGAAGAAGAUGAAGAAUUGGCCAUGGAGAUCCACGCCUUGAAAAGGGAAUUGGAAAUUUCACUGCAAAAAUCUAUUUUUCUCGAGAAAGAAAAUCAAGAACUCAAACAAGAAUUGGCUCGAUUCAAAUCUCACAUUCACUCUCUGAAAGCUCAUAAUAAUGACAGAAAAUCCAUUCUUUGGAAGAAAUUUCACAAUUCCAUGGAUGUCGCCGGAAAUGACUCCACGCCGCAGAGUCCACCGGCGACUGACAAAUGGGAGACUACCAGAACACAGAAACAGAGUAAUUGGGCUGUUGUGAAAGAGAACCAGAGAAUGGCGGCGGCGGCACCGACCCCGGCUCCUCCACCGCCGCCGCCACUUCCGACGAAGCUUCUCGGGGGAUCUAAGGCAGUGCGGCGAGUCCCGGAAGUGUUGGAGCUGUACCGUUUAGUGACGAAAAGGGAUGCCCAGAAGGAAAAUAAGGCCGCAAACGGAGGAUUUCCGGCGGUGGCGUUCACCAAAAACAUGAUCGGCGAAAUCGAAAACCGAUCAGCCUAUCUCUCAGCGAUAAAAUCGGAGGUGGAGACACAUGGGGAGUUUGUGAACCGGCUGAUCAGAGAAGUGGAAGCGGCAGCGCCAAGAGACAUAGCGGAGGUGGAGAGGUUCGUGAAGUGGCUAGACGGGGAGCUGGCAUCGCUCGUGGACGAGAGGGCGGUGCUCAAGCACUUCCCACGGUGGCCGGAGGGGAAGGCAGACGCACUGCGGGAGGCGGCAUUCAGCUACAAGGAUCUGAAGAGCUUGGAAGGUGAAGUGUGUUCGUUUAGAGAGAAUCCAAAGGAGGAGACGAAUGCAAUGUUGAAGAGGGCUCAGGCCUUGCAAGACAGGUUGGAGCAGAGCGUGAGCAAUGUGGAGAGGACGAGGGAGUUCAACUGUAAGAAGUACAACAAGUUUCAAAUCCCUUGCCAAUGGAUGCUGGACUCUGGCUUGCCAGCCCAGAUGAAGCUGAGCUCAUUGAGGCUAGUGAAGGAAUGCAUGCGGAGGAUAACAAAAGAGAAACAAUUGAACGAAACCCCACAAACAGAAAACCUUUUUCUUCAAGGGGUUCGCUUUGCUUACAGGGUGCACCAGUAUGCAGGAGGUUUUGAUUCGGAAGCUAUAGUGGCUUUUGAAGGAAUGAAGCAAGUUGGGCUGCAGCUUAAUCAAAGAAAAUAGGGUUCUUUGGUGAUAAGUUAUAGUUAACAGCACUUGUAAGAAUCAACAUUGCAGCAGACCACAUUCAGAAAAGGGAUGUAAUAUGAAUGAUUGAAUGGGAAGUUCUAUACACAAUCAAUCCUAUGCUUAUUGCAACUUAUUCACGUCUACCUUCCGGAAUGGUUAGUUUUGAUCAAAAUGCAUUGCAAUGCAAUAAUGAAUCUAUAAGGAAUGUAAUCGAAUCUAGAAGUCCUGGAAACUUUUUUAUCAGCUACAUAAUUCAUUCACCAAUAAUUCCAAAUUGAAACACCUUCAGAAGUUUGGCAACGGCUCAUGUUUAAAGAGAAUAGACACAGAUAAUAUAUAUCAAAGAAUCCUAAUCCAGCAGCCAAAAGCUAAAUAAUAAACCAAUUGUCGCAGAAAAUAACGACUGAUGCUUUGACAGAACCAUCGGAAGAACACAAGAAAGCUUAUAAAACUCGAUUGAUAGAAACUAUAAAGCUGGAAAUCCAGUUCUCGAUUAAAACAACUAAAUGUAUCGAUCACAUAGCAAUUAA